AUGGAUUAUUCGAAUAGGGUAAACUCCAAAAAGGGAGCAGGAGGGAUAGCAACUAGUGAGGAGACAAAUGUACAUACAAAGAAAAGAGUACAAGAAUUAUUAGCAACUCAUAUUUUGGAUUUAGAUAAUGAUCCAUAUGUAUUUAGAAAUCAUUUAGGUAUAUUAGAAUGUAAAUUAUGUUUAACAACUCAUAAUAAUGAAGCAUCAUAUAUUUCACAUUUAGGUGGUAGAAAACAUCAUUUAAAUUUAGAAAGAAGAAGAAUAUUGGAUGAAAAACAAAAUUCACAACUUAAAUUUCAACAAAAAAUUCAAGAUCAAGUUAGUAUUAGUAAUAUUGAAAAACGAUCAUGGAAUAAAAUUGGUAAACCUACGGAAUUUAAAGUUAUAAAGAUAAGAGAUUCAAAUACUUUACAAAUUGGUUUAUUAAUCAAUUGUAAAUUUCCCAAAAUAGCAGUAGAUGAACCAUUAUUUAGAAUAAUGUCAUUUUAUGAAUUAACUUCAAAAAAUCAAAACAUUUGUAUAAAAGAGAUUGAAAAACUAAGGAAAGCAGAAAAUGAAGAAGAUGAAGAAAACGAAGAUGUGGGCGACGAUGAAGAAUAUGAACCAACAAAAUUUCAAUACUUAAUAAUUUCAGCAGAACCAUAUGACAAUUCGCUUAUCAUAAUACCCAAUAAGAAUGAGAUCGAUAAACCACAAGAAGAAAAUAAAAUGAGUAAUUCAUAUUGGUGGUAUUGGGAUAAAGAUACUAAAGAAUUCUACCUACAAUUUUUGUACAAAAAUUAA
This is a messenger RNA of Lodderomyces jiufengensis, 783 nucleotides long. RefSeq lists its product as uncharacterized. Gene Ontology annotation, molecular function: nucleic acid binding; zinc ion binding. Gene Ontology annotation, cellular component: U2-type prespliceosome; U2 snRNP; catalytic step 2 spliceosome. The record is from RefSeq and is a predicted model, not a curated record. The transcript has a single exon. The coding region runs from base 1 to 783 and encodes 260 amino acids. Gene Ontology annotation, biological process: spliceosomal complex assembly. NCBI's taxonomy places the organism in Eukaryota, Fungi, Ascomycota, Pichiomycetes, Serinales, Debaryomycetaceae.